Molecule: messenger RNA, 2832 nt
Organism: Diplodia corticola
Lineage: Eukaryota; Fungi; Ascomycota; Dothideomycetes; Botryosphaeriales; Botryosphaeriaceae
Exons: 1
Coding region: 1-2832 (943 amino acids)
Source: RefSeq, a predicted model, not a curated record
AUGGCUCCAAAGCUCCUGUCCAGCAAGAUACUCCACCUCCACCACCACCACCCGCCGUACAGCAGCCCGCGGUCCGAAGCGACGGCGCGGGCGCGGCUGGAAGCCUGGCGCAGCGGCUUCGACGACACGCUCACCACCUUCCGCGGGCGCGUCGUGCCGGUGCAGGCCGGCGACCUGCGCUACGACAAGCCGCGCGAGUACUGGGUGCUGCCGGCCGGCGGCUGGGAGGUGGUCAAGAUCAGGGCCAAGCUGAUCAAGGCGGCGGCGCGACGACCUUCUUCCAAGUCGCGGUAUAAGUACUGGCUACGGGGGCGCGAGAGGGAGAAUAAACGACAACAGCGACAGCGUCAGCGGCCCCAGCUCCUCGUCAAGCGCAAGCGGCGGUACGAGCCCGACGCGGUCUGGUUCGGGCGGAUGGCGAAGCGGCAGGCGGCCGACAUGCUGAAGCCGGUGGCGGCGCGGCGCGGCGGCGGCGGUCAUGAAUAUGCGCGCGAACGGCUCCUCCACACCGUCAUCAACAACAAGGUCCAGGUGGAGGGAACGGCACACUGCGUCGAGCUCGGACAGACCUUCUUCCCGUGGGCGCGCCUGCCCGCGGCGAUCCAAGCCCGGAUCAUUGCGCUGGCGGCGUGGGGGAAUCCAGACGGCGUAGUAGUGCGAUUGGAACGUCGUCCACUCGACGACGAUGACGAUGACGGGAACAACUUCCGCUUCCAAGCCCGGCCGCUGACCACCUCCCCCCAUCGCCCUCCCACAUCCACACCGACACCCAGCACGCCCCUCCCUCCCGGCCUCCUGACCGUCAGCCGCGCCUUCUCCGCGCGCGUCCUGCACGCCUUCUACGCCACCACGACGCUCCACUUUUGCGCCGCCGCCGACCUGCUCCGCUUCGUCCGCGAGACGUCGACGGCAUCAGCGUCAGACCUGCCGCAUCUGGCGCACCUCGUGCUCGAGACGACGGAUCGGGACGCGUUUGAGGUUUUGACGCCGCGGGGGGCGUUUCCUGGUGGGGGUGAGGGACGGUCGUGUGAGGAGGAGGCGGCGGCGGGAGAGCGGUCUCGCAAUCGGGGGCGUGGCGAGGGACGGUCGGGGCUGCGGAGACGUGGUGGCCGGUUGCGCCGGGUUGGGGAGAAGGAGGAGGAGGAGGAGGAGGAGGAGGAGGGGUCGCGGGUUCGGAGCGACGGCGAAAGUGGCAGUGGCAGCAGCAGCUUGGAGGGGGACGAUGACGACGACCAACACCCGGCGAGUAUCGACGUCAGUCCCUUCUCCUCCUCCAUCUUCUACUUCGCCGAAAGCGAAUCAUCACGGCGGAAGGACCGACGACGACGAAAAGGAAGACUCCCCCGCCACAGACAACGGCAACAACGGCAACAACAACAAAAGAAUCCACCAAAGUCCAAACAUGGCCGUUCCACAGCCACGAAGGAGCAGAAGAAGAGCGACAUCCACAGCCAUCACGGCACCAGCUGCUGUGGUCACGCUCAUAACCACGACCUCAUGCAACACCACAGCCGCCAUCACUCAUCCUCGUCCUCACCCUCGUCCCACUCUGACUCCAUCGACGCCACGACCGAAGAGACGCAGCGGCACCGACCAGCCCGGCUGCGUUGUUGGCCGAAACCCUGCACGGCGCUGGCGCUCCGCCGCCUCUGGGCCAAGGGGAAGGAGAAAGUGACGACGUCAACGUCACUACGGCGCGGGGGAACGAAGACGAAGAGGAAGACGAAGAGGAAGCAGAAGCAGCAGCAAGAGAGCGGCCACGGCUGCUGCUGCUCCCACGACCACGGACAUGGCCGCCACCACCACGGCGACAUGAAGGAAGUAGUGGAAGAAGACGAAGAAGAAGAAAAAGAAGAAGGAGAAGGACGACAAGCUCACCACUCCACACAGCGGCUCCCACAGUGGCAGCGCUCGCUACAGAACGGCUCCGCGACGCAGCCAAAAGACGUGCUAACAGGGCUGAAGACCUUCGUCCUGAAGAUCGAAGGCGGCGGCGGCGGCGGCGGCGGCGGCGGUGAUGGCGAAGCCCAACGGACGAGGCGCCACUUCAAGUGGAUGCGCGUGAUCGAGGACGACGAUAUCGAGAAGCGGUCGCGGCCGCCCAACCCCACCUCCACCCCCAACCCCAGCAGCAGCAGCCGCGAGCCCGAGGUCGUCGUCGUCCCCGGGGGACGAGGAGGAGCACGGCCACCGGACGACCACCGCCGCGGACGGCCGGGACGGGGACGGGUGAUUUGCGACUUGCGAGGCGAUCACUACGGGAGCGAGGUCGGGCUGCGGGCGGUGUGGGGCGCGGAGUGGCUCGUCCGGGGGUUGCGGGAGACGGUGGUGCCGAGGACGUGCGAGGUCAGACUCAGGAUCGAGGGGUUUUCGGUGUCUAGUGGCGGCGGCGGUGGCGGCGGUGGCGGCGAUAGCGACGACGAGGAACAGAAGGCAGCAGAGGUGGCGGUGGUGGUGGAUCCUGCUGCGGGUCCGUCUCGCGGGCGAGAGAUUGGAAAGGCCGGCGGAGGUGGUGGUGCUGAUACUGCGGCUGCAGUACUGCAAUCUUCGUCGCCGCCGCUGCCGAAGCAGCAGUGCAAGAGUCGAGAGAAGUGGUUGUUCCCGAGCGAGGAUUCUUCGGGCGAUGAAGAUUGGUGCUCGGCUCUCACUUCUCAGCACCACCACCAUAAAGUUCGGCCAGCAGAAAGAUCUUUGAAUGCCAGGGGGAAGAAUAUUAAGGGGCGGAUCAAAACUCAUCGGGGGAAGCAGAGCGAAAGCGCUCAGGUUGCCCCUUGGACGGACCUCAUGCUACCGAAUGACUACAAGAAGAAGUUCCGGUUGAAAUUGUUGUAG